This is a messenger RNA of Trachymyrmex septentrionalis, 752 nucleotides long. RefSeq names its product transcription elongation factor SPT4 (gene spt4). Gene Ontology annotation, molecular function: zinc ion binding; RNA polymerase II complex binding. The transcript is spliced from 5 exons. The record is from RefSeq and is a predicted model, not a curated record. Lineage: Eukaryota; Metazoa; Arthropoda; Insecta; Hymenoptera; Formicidae. Gene Ontology annotation, biological process: mRNA processing; chromatin organization; regulation of transcription elongation by RNA polymerase II. Bases 280 to 630 code for a protein of 116 amino acids. Gene Ontology annotation, cellular component: nucleus; DSIF complex.
CUUUUAAUUACUUCAAUAUUCACAAGGACGCGAACUCCCGUAAGGAUGGCUUUAAUAUCUUGUCGAUAGUGGUGGCUAAAACUCCAAAAGAGCAUUCUAUUAAAACAGCUAUCAACGGCAGAUCUCAGCAGACCUCAGUUUAUCUUUAUUCGUGUCGUUGCAUAUCGUAAAGAGAUUUUAUACUGAGAUUUUGAAACUAUCAUUACUUUAUAUUCAAAAUAAUUUGAAUUGUGUUUUUUCUCACGUGUAUUUAUCGUGAGAUAUACGGUUUAUUAUACGAUGUCAAUGGAGACCGUACCAAAAGAUUUACGUGGAUUAAGAGCAUGUUUGGUAUGUUCUUUGAUUAAGACUUUUGAUCAAUUCGAAUUUGAUGGAUGCGACAACUGUGAUGAUUUUCUUCGUAUGAAGAACAAUAAGGAUAAUGUUUUUGACUGCACAAGUUCCAACUUUGAUGGAGUAAUCGCGCUAAUGAGUCCAGAAGAUAGUUGGGUGUCCAAGUGGCAAAGAAUAAAUCGUUUUUGUAAGGGCGUCUACGCCAUAUCAGUAUCAGGACGAUUACCAGCUGGUGUCAUCAGAGAAAUGAAGAGCAGAGGAAUAGUGUAUAGGCCGCGCGAUACGAGUCAACGUUAAUUAUAUUGAAAUUUCUAUUUAAGAUGUAAAUAUUGAACUUUUCUUAAUACUGCAUUAGAAUUAGAGCAAUUGAAAUACGAUCAUUGUUCAUUUUGUUAAGCUAAAUAUAUAAAUAUUUUUGC